Periconia digitata is the source of this 524-nucleotide messenger RNA. The record is from the annotation of a GenBank genome assembly. NCBI's taxonomy places the organism in Eukaryota, Fungi, Ascomycota, Dothideomycetes, Pleosporales, Periconiaceae.
CCAAUAUUGUUAUGGGAAGUCCUGAACCGAGAAAGGAGUGUGCUUACAGGUCUAAAGUUCAUGCGAGGGUAGAUCAAAAUACAUCUCAAGCAGUUGAUUUCGGUGAAUCGUUCGGUGAAUCUUUCGGUGAAUCGAUUUUUUCAAUGAUCUCGAGUGCCGUCUUCUCACACUUCCCGAAAUGCUCGACCUUGAGUUCAGCAUGCAAAUACAAUAUAUGUUCCGGACUGCCUUCGGUUUUCCUUGUUCGCCACCCCUCCCAAGCCCUCACCUUAUUGACAACAUUGAGCACCUCGAGCAUCGCAGUCUUCGCAACCUGGUCUUCGUCCCAAUCCAGGCUUGUAAUCGAUGACAUAUGGAUGAUUCCCCAGUCAAGCGUUACGAUGUAUUUGAGUAUGCGCUUUACCCAUGGGUCGUCGCUCAUGAAUGGGGCGUUGAGCAUGACUUGCAUGUACUUUUUGUACCAUUCGGAAGUGAUAGCGUCCUUCAAGUCGCCGACUUUUGGGAUCAUUACGCUGAGUUUAUGA